AUGCCUCCUAAACGUUCCAAUACUGCUGAGGGGCUGACAGCUCGCUCGAUGCCGUAUGAUCUUCGCCAUACUAGCAUUCCUCGCGUUGAGCCACCCCCUGCAGCUGGUCAGAACCAAAAGGGGCCAUCCUAUCCAAAAGAGGGUACCAGGACCCUUCCAUGCGAUGCAGAGCCAGGAUCAUCAAACCCUAUAGUGGGAAACAAAUCUCGCUCAGGAUCCCGCUCAGUUUCUCGUGAACCGUCCCUACCAACCCCUCGUCGUUCAGUAUCGCGGCAGCCCUCUCGCCAACCAUCAUUACCACCUCCAAAGCGUGUACGGUUUAGCGCCCGCGAGGCGCCUAAUCCAAGCGAUGCUGAUGCCGCAGAGGAUGAGGAAGAACUCCUUGCUCAACGCCUCUUCACCACUAAGGAAAGAUAUAACCAGUUUGUAUCGGCCCGGAAAAUUGCUGAAGCACGAUCGAUAAAUCUGCUGAUGGCUUGGAAUUUGAAAUCCUCACGCGUGCGGCUGUGUAUAAAAUACGAGAGUGGCCGCGGAGGAGCGAAGCAACAUGAUCUUGAAGACUUCUCAAUUGCAGCUGCAGAGGGGGUGAUGAUACAGCUAGAGAGGCAGCGGUCCAAUUUUCGCAAGGGUCAGAUGGUCCUUUUGUUUGAGAUAACUGUUAAAACACUGCCUACGCAAGCGCUAAUAGCGAGUUCAACACACAAGGGGAGAAGGGUUUAUACCGUCAAGCCCGCCGCAGAGUACGCCAACUACACCAAAUACGGCCACCUGGGUGCCUCAGAGCGUGCGUCCAGCUCGGUUACAGGAGCAACACAACGUCCGAGUUGA
Aspergillus tanneri is the source of this 828-nucleotide messenger RNA. RefSeq lists its product as uncharacterized. The transcript has 3 exons. The coding region runs from base 1 to 828 and encodes 275 amino acids. The record is from RefSeq and is a predicted model, not a curated record. Lineage: Eukaryota; Fungi; Ascomycota; Eurotiomycetes; Eurotiales; Aspergillaceae.